AUGGGAGGCCUGUAUCCCCACAACAUCGCUGCAUCCUUCAAACCCGUGCGGUCCUGGCAGGUCCCAUUCCCACUGGGAGCCUCUCUUUCCCCUGCAGGUGCAGCGAUGAAGGCUCUGCUGAGGCUCUUGGACCAGAAGCUCCCGGCCACACCCGCCCCUGUUGUGUGCAAGUGCGUGCAGGGGUUCCCCCAGCUGGUCCAGGGGAGCCUGGGCCAGGCCCUGCCCCUGCUGGCUGCCGAGGGGCUGGAUGAGGACACCUUCACCGACAACUUCCACAAUGAAAUCUGGGCGUCCAGGACCUACCUGUGCUAUGAGGUCGAGCAUCCCGGUCAGGGAUCCGGGAUUCCUCCGGGCCAGGAGAAGGGUGUCCUGCGCAAUAAGAGUGACCCGGACCCCAUGCUCUCGCGCCAUGCGGAGUCCUUCCUGCUGGAGCGGAUCCAGUCCUGGAAACUGAACCCGGAACACCAGUACAGGGUCACCUGCUUUCUCUCCUGGAGCCCCUGUGCUGAUUGUGCCCAGCGUAUGGCUGAGUUUCUGGGGGACAAUAGGCACGUGAGCCUGAACCUCUAUGCCUCCCGCAUCUACAGCCUGGGACAGUAUGAGCAGGGGCUGCGCACCCUGAAGAGGGCUGGGGCCAGCAUCGCCAUCAUGACCGCCAGGGAGUUUGAACACUGCUGGGACACCUUCGUGCUCCACGAGGGAAGAAGCUUCCAGCCCUGGGAGGGUCUGGACAAGGAGAGUCAGAAAUUCUCUGAGACCCUGCAGAGCAUUCUCCAGCAGGAAGCCUGAAGGAUGGACUUCAGUCUCGACAAAGACCACGCAGGAGAGGCCUCUGUGAACAGCAGAAUAAAACAUUUCCUCCCAAGCCUGCAGACCUGCUCUCCACCGCCCUCCAGAUUUUUCCACGAAAACCAGCAAAAGGCCAUGAGCCCAGAAGAAGUCGUCUUGAAAGAAACAAUCUGAGUAGAUUUACUUGUCCUGGAAAAUCUAUCUUAGGUUCAAAUAUACGGGUUAAGAUCAUACUCACAGCUGUCAGAAGAGUUUUCCACAUUUAGAGAAGUGACGAAUUGAUGUCAA
Messenger RNA from Neogale vison (American mink), 1077 nucleotides. Its product is annotated as DNA dC->dU-editing enzyme APOBEC-3G-like. Gene Ontology annotation, cellular component: nucleus; cytoplasm; P-body. Gene Ontology annotation, molecular function: RNA binding; cytidine deaminase activity; zinc ion binding. The transcript has 6 exons. Gene Ontology annotation, biological process: DNA cytosine deamination; negative regulation of single stranded viral RNA replication via double stranded DNA intermediate; defense response to virus. Lineage: Eukaryota; Metazoa; Chordata; Mammalia; Carnivora; Mustelidae. The record is from RefSeq and is a predicted model, not a curated record. Bases 1 to 789 code for a protein of 262 amino acids.